Messenger RNA from Emiliania huxleyi CCMP1516, 562 nucleotides. RefSeq lists its product as hypothetical. NCBI's taxonomy places the organism in Eukaryota, Haptophyta, Isochrysidales, Noelaerhabdaceae. The record is from RefSeq and is a predicted model, not a curated record. The transcript has a single exon. Bases 262 to 435 code for a protein of 57 amino acids.
GAGGGUUGGCGCGUGCGCCAAAUGCAGCCCGAGGCCAAGUACACGGUACCCGAGGCCAAGUGCGCCCUCGCGAAGGUCAUCAAGGAGCUCGCCGCGAAGCAGGAUGAGCUCAACGCGCUCGCUGCCCAGUCAGACACCACCGAAGCGGACGAGCGGGCGCAGGCGUGACCUACUCCAAAACGCCUGCGGGCGGACCCUCACAGCUCACAGCUCAAGAGCGAACCUUGACGCUCAUGGUGCUCGUAACUCACGCAGGAGCUGAUGCCGGAGAUCACGAAGAUUCUCGGCGGCUUCUUCAAGGAGGAGGGCUUCCCGGAGGGGCCGAUGGGCGCGAUGAUGGGCUUCAUGGCGCUGCAGGGUGCUGUCGCGCAGGAGCAGGCGGACGGCGGGAGCGACCUGCGCGACGUUCAGAUGCUUAAUACGGGCUCAUACUAGCACGUAGACUCGGACUGUACAAAGCGCAAGCUCCCGAAGACGCCCGCGUACUCCUGACACUCGUAGGGCCGACGCGGUGCAGAUGCUCAAGGGCGCGAUGAUGCAGACCGACGUGCCGACCAGGGAC